AUGAAGAAGGAGUUUGAAUGGAACAAAGUGAGUAUUGACAUGUCAGCUGCCUUCAAUACCAUCCGCAGAGGUACAACAAUCAGACUACUAGAAGCUGCAGGAUGCUCCAGAGACGACCUGAGGCUUGUACAAUACCUCAUGGCUAACACCACUCUAGUAGUCAGAGUGUGUUCUACUGACUCAGAGAUGUUCUCUUUCAACAUAGGAGCCUCCCAAGGAGACAGCACAGCUGGUAAAUUGUUUACCCUCAAUCUAGCUGGAGCUGUAGUGCACAUAAGAGCAGUCCUCUCCUCAACCCCCAACCCUCCGAUAGCUGAUAACCACAUGCCUCUUGAGUCCGGCUAUUCAGACGAUGUAGAGGAGAUUGGUGAAGAUAUGGAGGAGUUACAGGAUAUCUUUCAGAUCUCCAAGAAUAUUCUCAGUGAAUGGAGUCUCUUUGUCAAUGACACAAAGACAAAGUUUACCAGAGUGUAUUUAGAAGAAGUUGGUGCAUGUGACGAGUGGGAUAAUGAACUAAGAGGAAAAGAGGAGUGGAGAAACGAGACGCUUCUUGGUACUAAGCUUCGAUCAGAGCAGGAUGUUACUAAUAGAAUGAAUAAAGCUAACACCGCCUUCUGGUAA
This is a messenger RNA of Bolinopsis microptera, 621 nucleotides long. RefSeq lists its product as uncharacterized. The record is from RefSeq and is a predicted model, not a curated record. The coding region runs from base 1 to 621 and encodes 206 amino acids. Lineage: Eukaryota; Metazoa; Ctenophora; Tentaculata; Lobata; Bolinopsidae. The transcript has a single exon.